Molecule: messenger RNA, 1110 nt
Organism: Sparassis crispa
Lineage: Eukaryota; Fungi; Basidiomycota; Agaricomycetes; Polyporales; Sparassidaceae
Exons: 1
Coding region: 1-1110 (369 amino acids)
Source: RefSeq, a predicted model, not a curated record
AUGUCCCUUGCCAGCGCACGUCUCUCCGCACCCCGUCCGUGCUCAGCGCGCGACCGGGUUCUGUCCCGGCGCGCUCUUGCUCUCUCUCGGUCGCUCGGGCAGGGCGGGCGCAAGAUGCGCUUGGAGGGUCAUGGAGGCCCUGGGACCCCAACCCAGAUCGACGCGCAGAGGCACGGUCCCGAGCAAGUAUCCCCUGUAUCCCCCCGCAGACUCCCGCUCGCACGCGCACAAACACCCGACGCGGCUAUGCGCACCCUCGCCCCGCGACGCGUCGAUUCGCUCCACCCGCCUCGUGCAUGUUCGCGCCGCGCCAUUUCACGCCGUUCUGUCGAGGCGCGCCCUGGAACGGCAGCGGUCGAAGCUGCGGGCAGGGAACGAAACGCUGCCGGCCGGCGCACACUGCCCCAACGCGAACCCCUCCUCACCCGGCGUCGCCCCGCGGCGAAAAUCGUUAUUACGCCAAAGAAGAAAAAAGAAAAAAAAGAAAAAACGUCCAAGGUCGAGUCGCGAAGGCAUGGUCCCGGCAGCCUGUCGCAGACUCGCGCAUGCGGCACGCCGACUCGGACUAUGCGCAAGUCCCCGUACGCAUCGCGUCGCAGAGAAGCGCACGCGCGAGCACGCGAAACGCCCCCAUUAAGAUUUACAGUAAUCGUCAAUCCUUGCGAGACGUCCCUCGUCUCCAGCCGUCACGAUGCGCCGUACGCACGGACAUACGAGGCUGGGCCCGGAGGAAGAGCGGCGGAAGUCGGGCUUGGUAUGUUAUUGCCCCCCUCCCCACCCCCUUCUUUACCAUGCCGUCAGGAGUCGAGACUACUCAUGGAUGCUCGGGGUGAUUACUUGCGUGCAGGCCAGAGAAGCAGAGUUGCGCUACGCUCUGCGCCUAUUGGCUCAGCAAGGAUAGGUCUGCCUCAACGGCAGCAAUACUGUCAACUAGCGCACGGCUCCCCCACUCUCCAAUGCGAGUUUCUCCACGCUAGCGUCCGCGGACCAAACUCCCGCCCGAACAUGUAUAGCGGUGAAAAUCAUAAUUACACAAAAUAUUACUUCCAAGACUUAUAUACGCCCACUCCCACAAAUCGUACAGACCGAAAACGCAACCGUGACAAAUAA